Messenger RNA from Zeugodacus cucurbitae (melon fly), 2288 nucleotides. RefSeq lists its product as uncharacterized. NCBI's taxonomy places the organism in Eukaryota, Metazoa, Arthropoda, Insecta, Diptera, Tephritidae. The transcript is spliced from 7 exons. The coding region runs from base 541 to 1899 and encodes 452 amino acids. The record is from RefSeq and is a predicted model, not a curated record.
GCGUAGCAUAACAGCUAGACAGUCCUUAGCAACGCAUUCAAGAGAGUAAACCAUCUGAGAAGAAACUAAGCGACGCGUAAAACUUUCAACGCUGAAGUGGAAAAAGAAAAACUUUGUUUUUAAAGCGUGUGAAAAUUAUUAAAGUGAAGUGAAAAUACAGAAUGUACUUCAUUAAAAUACCUUUGAAAUCCCAAUUAAUUUUGGUUUCCUAGUGAUUGUUGGAGUGAUUGUAUGCGAAUAUCAUUACACCAAGUCAAUUUUUUUAUACAUACCUAUGUAUGUACAUAUGUCUGCCCUGCAGCUCUUGUAAAUGUGAAAAUUGGUAAAAUACAAAUGGACUUUUGGUUAUGCAACUGACAAGUCAAAGAGUAAUUGACAUUCCGCAAACAAGUUGUUUCGACUAUUCAUGUAGAUAUGUAUGUAGGGGUGUAUGAGUAUCUGUGUGAACGGUGAAAGUGUUGCGGCGAUCUUAUGCAGUUAGACACUUAGGGCAACAUUCUUUGUAUUUUGCUAGUUCGAUAUCAGAAAGAACUUUGUAGGAUGGCACCUUUUAAACUGAAAUUCCGAAUGGGCAGCUCGCGCAGUACAUCUCAAGAGCACGAUUCAGAUCCGCAGGUAAACGAAGCGCUACUCAAUCAUCAUCAGCAUCAUUCGACAGCCAUAGGUGCCAGUAGUUCCACCAUCGAUUCAACUGACUGUACCAGUCUCGGUUCCAUGGGCACCAACGAGCGUAAAUCCUUACUGCCCAACAAAGGCAACAAUAUGCGACUAGGUUAUAUCGACCACAGGUUCACAACAAGUAACGGCGAUCCAUCAACGGAGUUCAGUGCUGUCCCGACAACUCCUCCAUCUACUUACGACCAUAUGCUAGAAGAGCUGAACGUUGUCUCCCAUGAUGAGAGCGCAAUCAACGGCCGCCGUGAUUCCGUGAAUAAUCCCAGUAACAGCUUUAUUUUGACGUCAUUAGAACACCUCGAACUAAGUGAGGAAGUCACCAUUGAGUGCACAGACCCUAAUUGCCAAGAUAACUAUUUGUGCAACGAGCAACUUUUGCAACAACGACAACAGAACGAGGCAUCCUUAAACGAAUUCAAUAAUUUUCAAGAGUUCGUUGAGCAUUCUCGAAUAAUAAACCAAAAUCUUCGUAACAACGAGGUCAACAACUCUGAAUGUGAGGACGAGUGCGAAGACGAUAAUCGUAAAGAGUCGAUUGAUUCCACAGAACUCUUGCUAUCUAAGAAAAUGACAACAUCAACGACAUCAGCAUCAACCGCACACGAAACGACAAACCUAAUGGAGAACUGUAGAGGUGAUUGUGCGCAAUGCGAAUCUGGUCAUUAUAAUGAAGAAUGCAACGCUGAAUGCAACACUAUUGGCAAUGGCAGUACCAAUCGUGGAGGGAAUGACUUUUUCGAUCCGCUAAUCAAUCAUGGUGGAUACUGUAGUGGCGAAUCGCAUUACAACCAGGAGAAUGGCCAUAACCAGCUGCAGGAUGAAUGCCAGGGCAGUCAAUAUGACAGCGAUAUGGAUGGCAAUGGCGGUUGGAGCCAGCAUCCGCAACUGUCGAAUAGUCACAAUCAUGAACAUCAGCUACAACAACAACAGCAAUCACAAAAUUACGAAUACGAGUACAGCAGCCAACAGCCAACGGGGGAACGCUCUGUCACUCCGGAAAUCAUAAGCAACAAAUCGUCAAAGGAAAUAUACAAAGAUCUAGCCAAGCAGUGGGGCAUUACGUGUAAGAUGUCAGACACAUGUCGCUGCAUGGAGUGUCAAGGUCAUUAUUUCGACUGUGAAUACGACGACAAUGAGCACCAGAAAACAGAUGGCGGACUGGGUGCGGGCACACCGAUGUUUAUCAGUGAAGUAAUGCACGGUUCCGCUUGCAACAUCCUCUAAACGCGAAAUUUUAGGCGAGUAGAUACUAUGAAGGUUACGAAUUGAAUGUGAGGUCUUAACAUAUUUAGACAUACAUAUGUUUCUAGUUCAUUGGAAAACGGCAGUGGAGUCGUUGGAAGCGUCUUCAUAUGUAUAGCUAAUUAGUUAAAUAAUGAAUAAUGUGAAUGCAACAUUAUUUGCUUUAAGGCUCUUACAGCUGUUUAGGCACAUACACGCAUACACACAAAUAAACGAAACGAAGAUGCAUUGAAUAUUCAAAACUAAAUGUUGUAGUUGAAACAUUGUCGCACAGUUUCCUUGAAACAAAAAAAAAUGCACUGAUAAAAAAUUAUAUAAAGAACCAAUUUCGUAGAAGUACAUAUGUUAAAGCAGAUUUAGGAGAAAACUUG